Molecule: messenger RNA, 2270 nt
Organism: Phragmites australis (common reed)
Lineage: Eukaryota; Viridiplantae; Streptophyta; Magnoliopsida; Poales; Poaceae
Exons: 2
Coding region: 1-1098 (365 amino acids)
Source: RefSeq, a predicted model, not a curated record
AUGUUCCUUGCAGAAGAGGGUGAUAAACCCGAUCCUGAAAGUGUUUCUGAUCUUAUUGAUAUGUUGAAUAGGGUCAAUCCAUUCGUUAAGAAAUUUCAAAUGGGAAGAGAUAGACUCAUGUCUCCAAAUACACCUGAUGUUGCUAUCAAAUUUAUCAGUUCUAUAAAAACACAUGGUGAUAGAUAUUCCCUUCCAACUUCUUCUGAAUUAGCAGGAUUACUAAUUGGUGGUUCUUUUGCUAAUACUUCUACUUUCGACGUUGUCGUCAAAGCUCAGCCCUCACAAUUCAAGCAGAUUUCUCCAAUCCAUCCAGUACUCAUGUCUUUGCGGUAUCCCCUAUUGUUUUCGUACGACGACAAAGGUUUUCAUACUGCUAUCAAGUUGAAGGAAGCUAAUUCAGGAACUGUAGGAUAUCGUGAGGACGUUUCUAUGAUGGGGUUCUAUUGUUACUACAUGCAUUAUCGCAGGCAUGAGCCUAAUCCAGCCACUUGUUGUGGUCGGCUUUCCCAACAAUUUGGUGUCAACGCUUAUUCAUGUGUUGAAGCAAGCCAUCUUUCCUUUCAUUUCUUUAAUCAACACCUCUUACGGUCUGAAACAUAUCAAGGAAUAUCAAAUGCCAUAUGCCAGGGUGCUUCCAUAGGAAAAGAUGUUGGGAUUAAAAAGAUGUUGCCUUCUAGCUUUAUUGGUAGUAAAAGGUAUAUGCAACAGAAUUAUCAAGAUUGCAUGGCUAUUUGUCGCGUGUAUGGGCCGCCCAAUAAAUUCACCACAUUCACUUGCAACCCAAAGUGGCCUGAGAUUAUAGAGGCUAUUCGUUUUGAACCAGUCCAGAAACCCUGUGAUAGAUCAGACAUGGUAGUUUGUGUAUUCCAUAUGAAACUUCAUGAAUAUCUCGAUGAUAUUAAGGAAGACCGAAUCUUCGGCCCUUGGCGCAUACUAAUGAAUUCCAGAAGCGUGGCCUUCCGCAUUCUCAUAUCCUUGUGUGGCAAUCUGCCAGUGGUCGAGGCCGAUCUAUUGCUGAUGUUGACCGCUAUAUCUCCGCUGAAGUACCUGAUCAGAUCCUUGACUCAUUGGGAUUUUCUUUGGUUCAAGAAUUUAUGAUCCAUGGUCCUUGUGGUCCUUCUAAUCCAAAUUCUUCAUGUAUGAAAGAUGGUACAUGUUCUAAAAGGUAUCCUAAAGAUUUUCACUCUGAAACUACCUUUGAUCAACAUUGGUAUCCUAUUUAUCGGCGCAGGAAUGAUGGGGCCAAACUAUGGAAGCACAAUGUCAACCUUGAUAAUCGUUGGGUUGUACCGCAUAAUCUUGAUGUCCUGAAAAAAUACCAAGCUCAUAUCAACAUUAAAGAAUGCAACCAGUCAUAUUUAGUCAAAUAUCUAUUCAAGUACUGUAACAAAGGUUUUGAUUGUGCAAAGUUCAGUUUUAAGACAAUCCCUCCCACUUUUGAUCAGCAAGGAGUGAAUAAUGGAGGCAUCGACGAAAUAGCAGAAUAUAUAAGAUCAAGAUAUAUGUCCUAUUGUGAAGCCACUUGGAGGUUGCUUGGAUUUGAAAUACAUGGUAAAUUCCCACCAGUUGAACGUCUCUGUGUUCACCUUCCUGGAAUGAAUUUUGUUACUAUCCGUGAUGACACUGAUUUGCAAGAAAUCAUUGAUGAUCCUGACUUUCAGAAGAGCAUGUUAAUCGAGUGGUUUGUUGCAAACCGCCGGUAUCCGACAGCUCGCAGCCUUACCUAUUGUGAGUUCGCCUCGAAAUACACAUGGGAUGUUGAUCAUAAGCUCUGGAAAGCAAGGAAAAGAGGCAUCAAGAUUGGUAGAUUGCGCUAUGUUCAUCCUAGCACUGAUGAAACUUUUUAUGUUUGCAUGCUUUUGAUGGUUGUUCGUGGUGCCAUGAGUUAUGAAGAUGUCAGGACAUACGAAGGCAUUGUCUAUCCAACAUACCAUGCUGCAUGCCAAGCUCGAGGCUUGAUAGGUGAUGAUACUGAGUUGGCAUGUUUAUUUGAUGAGGCAAUAGUCUGGGCUACAGCAUACCAACUUAGGAACCUGUUUAUGACGGUCUUAGUAUAUUGUGAGGUUGGUAAUGUGAAAUCCCUCUUCAAUAGAUAUUGGAAGUAUAUGGCAGAUGAUCUUGCCUACAAACUCAAACGGACUCUACAAAACCCAUCUUAUGUCAUCCCUGAUCAUGCUUUGCAGUCUAGCUUGAUGAAGGAAUUAACACAUAUGUUCUCUAACAAUGGCCUAUCCAUCGCAUCUUAUGACCUGCCUACUCCUACUGAUAAC